Messenger RNA from Aureobasidium uvarum, 1233 nucleotides. The record is from the annotation of a GenBank genome assembly. Lineage: Eukaryota; Fungi; Ascomycota; Dothideomycetes; Dothideales; Saccotheciaceae.
AUGGAUAUCGUGUCCAGGAAUCUGACGACAAACGAGCCGCCAUGGAAUAGCACUCCAGCGUGGAAGUUGCCUGGCUGGGCCGAGCCAUUGAUGGUCGUCACGAUCCUCUUCGAAAGCAUGAUUUUGACCAGGAGAAGAGGGUACCGGAUAAUCAAAAGCCAGUCAGGUAUCUACAUGUCAGCUCUGGAUACCGACAACACGACCUGCUCAUCGGACGAGCUUCUGAGUCGAGACCAGUGCAGCGAAGACGACACCCACGAACACAUGGCUUCAACCAAACACCUACCUAAGACACGAAGAUUGCACAACUUCGCUUUCAAGACGCCGAAUACUUCCAGGUUCAAGAACAACUUCCAUAGUCGAGUGCUACAGCGCUUUCCCUUUCUGCUAGAAAUUUUCUAUUGGCUCAUCAACUAUGCCUUCUACCGUAUGACAGCCAUAUUAUCGCAGAAGGUCUUUACUGGCAGAGGUAUUUGGACAGUUGCCGAAAGUCAUGGGCUUGCUGUCCUGGAUUUUGAGCAACACGGGUUCCUCAGUUCUCUGUUCCCUCGUGAGCUGGCGAUACAGCAGUGGCUCAUGCACAACCAUCAGGAUGCGUUGAGCCUCUUGAACAAAGCGUAUGCGUACAUUCACAUACCUGGAACUGUCAGCUUCAUUGCAUGGUGUUACUACGCCGCACCGUCGCAUUCAACCUUCGCAACGAUACGCCGGACCAUGAACUUGACCAACUUUAUGGCCUUCACAACGUACGAUUUCUACCCUUGCAUGCCUCCGCGGCUGUUGCCAAAAGAAUACGGGUUCUUGGACACAGUCAGACAUGAUGAUGGGCAGUCGGUGUGGAUGAGUGGUAAGUAUGUCAAUAGCCUCGCAGCCAUGCCGAGUAUGCACUUUGGAUACGCUCUCUGUAUCGGCUGCACGAUGGUCUACCACUCAGGGAUGUUCGUUGGAACGCUAGAGCAUGGCGAGAUGGGCAAGACUUGGAUGUGGAAGGUCUUCUACAUUGACCUCGGAGUCGGCUACCCAACGAUAAUCUUGACGAGUAUCAUUGCAACAGCCAAUCACUAUUUCCUGGACGCCGUGGUUGCGACGAUAUUCGUAUUGGCGGCGUUCAUGAGCAACAAGGUGUUUUGUGUGUUUGUUCCCNUCGAGGACUGGUUGUUUUGGGCGGUUCGUGCAGAGAGGCCGAUUCCCAGUACAGGCAAGAGGUACAGAUCGCUAGGCUAUCAUUUGUAG